AUGAGCUCUUCAAAGCUCUCGAACCUGUCGUGGGCAGAGCUGCGUGACCGGGCUCGCCGCAUCGGACGCCGUUGGAGCUCCGAAGAGUCGCCGACCGUGCAAGCAGAGACGGUGACCCAAAUCGCCGACGGUGAGCGACCACCAACGUCCGCCGAGGCCGACGAAGCGGUGGAAGUCACUGUCGGAGGGAGCGACACGGAACUGGCGAUGAAGGAGAAAGGCGGCGACAUCGCCUCUUCUUGGGCUAUUCAGGAACCUAGCUGGGUAAUCCGUUCGACGAUCGCGAAGGGAGAAGAUGCGUCGUGGUCGCUGGCAGCUGCAGUCGCGGCGACGGGAACCAGGCAGGUUGUGGUCUCGCCGUCGGGAAUGGAGGAGAAGAAGAUUCCGCCGGAGCCGCGUUUGGGUAAGCAAGAGCUGAGGACGGCGACGAGUUCGGGUCAGCCGGCGUGCCAUCGGCUGGGCGGCUCGCCGCCGGGAGAUGAUUCGGCGAUGGAGUCAAGCCGGCCACCGUGCCGUCGGACGUGA
Molecule: messenger RNA, 525 nt
Organism: Linum trigynum
Lineage: Eukaryota; Viridiplantae; Streptophyta; Magnoliopsida; Malpighiales; Linaceae
Source: the annotation of a GenBank genome assembly